Penicillium vulpinum is the source of this 2349-nucleotide messenger RNA. RefSeq names its product OPT family oligopeptide transporter. Bases 1 to 2349 code for a protein of 782 amino acids. The transcript has 2 exons. Lineage: Eukaryota; Fungi; Ascomycota; Eurotiomycetes; Eurotiales; Aspergillaceae. The record is from RefSeq and is a predicted model, not a curated record. Gene Ontology annotation, cellular component: fungal-type vacuole membrane. Gene Ontology annotation, molecular function: oligopeptide transmembrane transporter activity.
AUGGAUGGCAAUGCCUCCGAACCGCGCCAGCACAUUGUGGAAAGGCCAUCCUUGGACCCGCCGCCUACAUAUACCAUCGAUGAUCCCACAACAAACCACCAAGCUCCCGCCACAUCCCCACAGAGCUUCACCCCGCGUUCACUUCUCGUCGGUCUUAUUAUCGGUGCCCUUAUCACAUUCUCAAAUACCUACUUUGGUUUGCAGACAGGAUGGAUCAGCACAAUGGCCAUGCCCUCGGCCUUGAUUGGCUUUUCGGUCUUCAAGGUUCUAACCAAGUACCUUUCUUUCCCCUUCACGCCAGUUGAGAAUGUCUUGAUACAGACGGUCGCUGGUGCAGUGGGAACGAUGCCACUUGGAUGCGGAUUUGUUGGCGUCAUCCCUGCUCUGGAGUUCCUGUUGAAGCCUGGCGAAGAUGGACCCAAAGGCGAUGGCGGAGAAGGCGAAGGAGGUCCUCUGAAACUCGGCUUCUGGAAGUUGGUUAUCUGGAGUCUGGGAGUCUGUCUCUUCGGUGUGGUAUUUGCGGUCCCACUACGAAAAGAGGUUAUCGUUCGAGAGAAGUUGCCGUUUCCGAGCGGUACCGCCUCGGCAUUGAUGCUCAAGGUCUUGCAUGGUUCUGGGAGCAACGAAAAGGUUAUAGCAACAGAGACUCCCCCUGUGGGAAUUUUGAGUACAGAGACUGGAGCAGCUCGUCGAUCGCAAGAAAACACAGGCCUCUUGAAGGUUGGCGAUGCUGAAGAUCAAGCUUCCAAGGAGCAAGAUUGGCGCUCGAAGAUGCGCAUCUUAGUUGGAUCGUUUACACUAUCGGGUACUCUUUUCUCCUACUUCGUCCCUCUAGUCCAUGCCAUCCCCCUAUUUGGCGCGGACAUGGCGAAAAACUGGCUGUGGACUCUUAACCCAUCGCCCGCGUAUAUUGGUCAGGGUAUCAUUAUGGGUCCAUCAACAUGCAUGCACAUGCUUUUCGGGGCAGCCUUGGGGUGGGGCGUCCUGUCACCGCUGGCUAAGUCCCACGGCUGGGCCCCCGGCCCGGUGAAUAACUGGGAAACCGGUAGCAAAGCAUGGAUUGUCUGGGUAUCACUAGCUAUCAUGCUUGCUGAUUCAAUUGUUAGUCUUGGGUGGCUGGUGCUCAAGCCCAUCAUAAAACACUCUCCAACAUGGAUGGCCCGGUUCCGAUCCACUCGCGUUGGUCAGUGGAUUGCGUUUCGACUGCAGUCUUCUCAGCACUCAUAUAUCAACUACUCCGCUUUGGAGUCAGAGUCUCAUCUUUUGCCUCAUGAAAAUGGUGACGCCCCCCAUACACAAAUGACUACAAGUGAAGAAGAAGAUGAAGAUGCACCGCCAUCUCAACUCAUUUCAACUCGCACAGUAGUGAUUCUGCUUCCCCUCACUCUGCUUUUAAAUGUCGUGUGCAUGCACUUUGCCUUCGGUGACAUCAUUUCCCCCGUUCUAUCAACAUUAGCGACUCUGCUGGCAGUGCUUCUCUCCAUUAUGGGUGUCAGGGCUCUUGGCGAGACCGACCUCAACCCAGUUUCAGGUAUCAGCAAGUUGACACAACUUCUCUUUUCACUCGCCACGCCAUCAUCCCAUUUCUCCAGACGCACCGCGCUAGUGACAAACCUACUCGCUGGUGCAGUCUCCGAGUCAGGAGCACUGCAAGCCGGUGAUAUGAUGCAAGACUUGAAGACCGGUCAUCUUCUUGGUGCAAGCCCCAAGGCCCAGUUUUAUGGCCAGAUAAUCGGUAGUCUUGUAGGUGCAGUUCUAUCAACUGCCGUAUACAAAUUGUACGUGAACGUCUACGAAGUCCCGGGCGAAAUGUUCCAGACACCUACCGCGUAUGUCUGGAUCUUCACUGCUCGCCUUGUGACUGGUCAAGGGCUACCCAAAAUGGCUGGACAAGUCUCUUUAAUUGCUGGUAUCGUGUGGGCAUUCCUUACCGCACUGAGGAUUGCAGCUGCGUCCCCUUCCUUUGCACGCAACGGGAAACCCCCCGCCUGGAGAGCUUGGAUCCCUGGCGGUAUUGCUGUUGCCGUUGGUAUUUUUAACGAGCCUUCAUUUACCCUGGCGAGAGCUAUUGGUGGUAUUAUUGCAUGGUGGUGGGCGCGCAGGCACUCACAGUCGACGGCCAACGAACAAGUGGCCGAUGGAGACGCCAAUAACAAUGGCUCUUCUACAGACACUGGGUUGCAGGCUGGGCAAUCAUCAACACCAACCCAGCAGGCAUCUGAAAAAGCAGAUGCUGCCUCCUCAACUGUCGUUGUCCUUGCCUCCGGCCUCAUUUUGGGCGAAGGUAUCAUGAGCAUUGUGAAUCUUCUUCUUGCAAGUGCAAACGUUCCACAUCUGAAGAGCGCAUGA